This is a messenger RNA of Angiostrongylus costaricensis, 1398 nucleotides long. Lineage: Eukaryota; Metazoa; Nematoda; Chromadorea; Rhabditida; Metastrongylidae. The record is from the annotation of a GenBank genome assembly.
CAGUGGUUCGCUACUGAAGUGCCAAUUUUCACCGUUUUCAGAUCACAUACUUCUUCAUCGGGUGGUAGUAAUGGUGGCCAUAAUUCGAACAGUACAGGAAACAAUUCCUCUGGUGGUGGGAAUAAAGGAUUUCGACCUGAAGACGCUAUUCAAACGUUCGGAUCUAAGUUGUUGCCAUAUGAACAAAGUGAAAUUUUUAACUACGUCCGUGUUUUCUUUGUCGGUUCACAAGCCAAAAAACGAGGAGGUUUGAUUGGUGGUCCAAAUAAUUGCGGGUAUGAUGAUGAGAAUGGCAGCUACCAAUUGGUCGCUCACGAUCACAUUGCCUACCGAUACGAAAUUCUCAAGGUCAUAGGAAAAGGUUCUUUCGGCCAGGUAAUAAAAGCGUACGAUCAUAAAUAUCAGCAAUAUGUGGCACUGAAAUUAGUCCGGAAUGAAAAGCGCUUCCAUCGACAAGCUGACGAAGAGAUAAGAAUUUUGGAUCAUCUUCGUCGACAAGAUACGGAUGGCUCGCAUAACAUCAUCCAUAUGUUGGACUAUUUCAAUUUCCGGAAUCAUAAAUGCAUUACUUUUGAGCUGCUCAACAUCAAUCUUUAUGAACUCAUCAAGAAGAACAAAUUUCAAGGCUUCAGCCUCAUGUUAGUACGCAAGUUUGCCUAUUCGAUGUUGUUGUGUCUGGAUUUGUUACAACGGAAUCGGUUGAUUCAUUGCGACUUAAAACCAGAAAAUGUGCUUCUGAAGCAACAAGGUCGAAGCGGUAUAAAGGUCAUAGACUUUGGUUCUUCAUGUUUUGAUGAUCAACGUAUAUACACAUAUAUCCAAUCCAGGUUUUACAGAGCUCCUGAGGUGAUUCUUGGAUCGAAAUAUAGUAUGCCGAUUGAUAUGUGGUCUCUCGGUUGUAUUUUAGCUGAACUCUUGACAGGUUAUCCACUUCUCCCAGGAGAAGAUGAGAGCGACCAGCUUGCCUUAAUAAUAGAGCUCCUUGGAAUGCCACCUAAUAAGGUUUUGGAAAAUGCCAAGAGAGCAAGGACGUUUAUAUCAUCAAAAGGAUAUCCACGUUAUUGUACAGCGUCAGUUAUGCCUGAUGGUUCCGUGGUACUGAGCGGAGCUCGUAGUAAACGGGGAAAGAUGCGUGGACCACCAGGAAGCCGAAGUUGGAACACGGCCCUUAAGAAUAUGGGUGACGAUCUGUUUAUCGAUUUCAUGAAGCGAUGCCUUGACUGGGAUCCGGAGACACGUAUGACACCGGCACAGGCGCUGAAACACCAGUGGUUGCGCCGACGUCUUCCGUGUCCGCCACGACGUGACCAAACACCAGCCGAACCUGAAGGUGUGUACGGUUAUUCUGUUUUUCGAACUCGUAGUUCAGAGGUUGUUAUCAAACAUUUAUUCGCCUAA